AUGACCUUGAUCUCUCCCUACCUCUCAGACGAGAGUCAAGGGGUUGAAGAGCUUCAUGCCGAUAGGAGGGCCCCCGGAGCUGCUCUUGGUUUCCGCAAGGCUGUAAAGAAGGUUGUGGCCUUGAAUCGACUGAAGCCUGUAAGAAGAGAGCCGUCCAGAGCUCUGACGGUGAUCGACGGCGGCAAACAUGCGCGAGGGCGGAUGCUGGGCCAGCGCUACUUCGAGCCGAGGGUCCCGACGCUUCCGAUAGCUACCAUCGUCGAUCAUGCAGCAUUGCAGCAGGAAGAAGACCUUUCCGUAGGGCUGCCGACCACGAGGACUCUUCCUACGAAGCUCUCAGCUAGAGGGCUCUUGAGUGAACGCAGCUCGCACAUGGAAGAGGGACCAGUGACGACCAGGCAGAAGAUCUCGGCGCUGAAGAGCGUGGGGAAGGAUUUCUGGGGGAAGGGAAAGCUAGAGGUGGAAAACUUCUGCACUCCCCGGCGCAACUUCACUUAUGCCGCCCAACCUGAGGCGACGAAGGAGCAGCAGACGGCGGGAGGAGCGACGGCAAGGAGCGUCCACUUGCUGCACACUUCCAGGGUCAGCGCCCAGUACAACACGCCAAGGGCUUCCCUGCAAGGGGAGGAUGGGGAGCCGCAGACAAGCAGGAGGAGGCAGGAAAAGUCGGAGCAGCUGUCCUACUACUUUCGGAACCUCUCGCUCACCGCCUCCCGUGCCCAGGGGUAUGCGGGGCACGUGCUGCAGUUCAGUGAGGAGGUAAGGCAGUUCCAACCCAAGCUGGGCUACUCGUGGAGGGAGAGGAGCGACGACAACACGAUCCCCUCCGCAGCUCCUUCCCAACUGGUAGCCAAGGCGGUGGAGCUCGCGAGGAAGAAUUUCGUGGCGGAAGACAGCUGGGAGUUCGAGAACUUCAAGAAGGAGGUGCGAGCGAGGGAGCCAGAGCUGCUUGCUUGCAUGAAGCGACAUCGUUUUCACCUCCUCACCCUCUACGACUCGACGAUCUGCGGGCAGAUCAAGGAAAACGGCAGCAUCCUCUACUUCAUCUUCAAGUAUUACUGCGGCAGACAAACGCUAGAGGGUUCGGCAAUCACCUUCGACGACAUUGCCAGCUCGGAGGUCACCAUGAACCCGGCGGAGUUUCUUCACUUCGUGCGCGAAAUGAUUCCGUCGGCUCAGAUCUCCAUGAAGGACAUCGCCUGGCUCAUUCACCACACCAAGCAGCUCCCCACAGCCAUCAGCUGGGACGCCAGGUGGGGUCACGAGGUAGAGUGCGACAUCCAUCACGUCUCCUACUCCCAAUGGCUGUGCGCCCUCGUCCGCCUCGCCCUCGUCUGCUUCCCUCGGGAGGACCCCCUGGACUCGAUCCUCGAUCUCGCCGUCGACAUGCAGCUCGGGCAGGGGCUCAAGUUCACCCGCGGGAGGCUCAUCGAGCUUCACAGGACGACGGGGACGUUCGGGACAUGGCGGGACGACAGCGCGAAGGAGGCGGAGGGUGAGGGAGGAGGAGGAGGAGCGGGCUUCAUCAUGUCGAUGGGUUUCGAGAAGAUGAGGGAGAGAUGCAGAACCGUCGACAGCAACGAGGAGGCGAUGGUGCGGCUAGUGAAGAAGCUCCUCCUCCUCGGGCUCGAUAACGAGACGAUCCCCUGGGUCCCGUUUGAGGGAACCUUCAUCGCCAUGGUAGUCCACCAGAUCACGGCAGAUGAGGCCAUGGCAGAGAGGACCGGUUCUCCUUCCUCCCCCCACAGGUUCCAGGUCGUGAUCCGCAACCUCGACUCGCACCAUCGUCGCUUUUUCCUCAACAUCGAGGGCCUUCCCCUCCUCGAGCUCGGCAUCCAGGCGCGUGCUCGCAACUCCUCCCUCGAGAUCGACUCGAACUUCGCCGCGCCCGGCUGCUCCAUCUCCUUCUUCCUCUUCGCCAGGACGUUCCAGCUCGGCUACUUCUCCGGGGAGAUCCUUUUCCGCUUCUCCCCUGCCGACCCGCCCGUCUUCCGCAUCCCCGUCUUCCUUCGCGUCGUCCCCUUCAAGAAGAAAUUCCUCGUGAGGCAGGAAGAAUUCUCUCCGAGAAAGACCAUCGCCGAGCAUCAGGUCAAGACUCAGGGGUCCCUCAGGUCCAUGACCUCCUCCUCCCCUUCCUACGCUCUCCGCUCCUCCUUCAACACAAGCAAGGGUGACCUGAGCCCAUCUAUCAAGAAGAGCGCGAGCCCACGAGUGCUGGACUGA
This is a messenger RNA of Guillardia theta CCMP2712, 2223 nucleotides long. RefSeq lists its product as hypothetical. The coding region runs from base 1 to 2223 and encodes 740 amino acids. The transcript is spliced from 4 exons. Lineage: Eukaryota; Cryptophyceae; Pyrenomonadales; Geminigeraceae. The record is from RefSeq and is a predicted model, not a curated record.